GAAUUCUUUCACAUUUUUAACCACCAGCCACAAUGCAUGGACGUCGUAUUCUCCAGGUGAUUCGGAUUUACGUACAUACAUCAAAUUUCAGCUAGAUUUUCGUGUACUUCUCGAUUGCGGAUUGCUUCCAGAGUAGUACCUAUCACCAAUGUAUACCAAGACCUCAGCCACCCAGCCCUACUUUUCGAGAACGAUGAGGCUACAGAGGCGUCAAUCCGAUUUCUGACAAUGACAACGGAUGACGGGUGACUCCGUGAAUUCAAUUCCCUCAAGACACCUGGGCAAAGAUUGCAUUCUUAGCCGAUAAGCUUAUUUGCCUUAAGAACGUCAACUCUGCUCUUGUUCUCAUGUCGUAUAAUACAGGAGAACUUUUGAUGCAUAUUCAUUUGUGCAGAGGAUACAUACUGCUACUGCUGCUGCUACUACUAUAAUUGACUUGAUUUCAAGUCGAUGAAUUCAUCUCCUUCGAGAGUAGAGGAAAGAUCAUGCCGGUAAUUGCUUUGGCUUCAGUGAACAAUACAAUAGCCAAUAACAUCGCCACAAACGCUACAAGUGAUGUUUUGCAAGUUGUGUGCGCAUGGCCUGUAUCUGGUCAAUAUGGGCCAGGUUCACGUGUCUUGUAAGCCUAUCCAUUUCCCCGCAGCUUUCCCUAUGUGGAUCCACUCCCCUAUCCGCAGAUACUGCAAAAUUAGCGGCAGUUUCUGACAUAUACAAUUUCUCGUCUUUACAGAUAUUAUGUUCUCGUAGCAGCCUGCGUCUUCCUUCGAAAACAACAAUGGCUGAAAGAAGCUUGUUUGGCAGCCGCACUUCUUUUCCCCGCUGUGGCCGCAAUUCAUGGCAUCGUCCUCGCAGCUGUACAUGUGGAUGGUGAGUAGCUCAAGAGGACAAUUACUAUCCCAAUUUUUCUGACACCUCAAAUUUAGGUGCGGUCGAUAUGGAUAUUUACGGGGCUUUCCAGCUAUGUUCGAUAGGUAUAUUGGCUGCACCGAUAACUGUAAAGUUAUCCCGAACAUAUUUCUUCGAAACCCCUGGUCGAAAUACCAUAUUCUUAUGGACUGGCUUAAUAUUUGCUGGUAAGUAUCGGUCUCACUAUUAUUGUUAAGGCACCGCUAAUGUUUAAUUCCUUCAAGGUCUAUUGAGCUUGACUGUGGAGUUCACCAGGAUAAGCACAAGUCCUUGCACUACUGAUAGUAACGGACAACCGGCCCAUUUCACUCUAGGCAACUUCACCUAUGAUUCGACAUGUAGCCUUACUUGUGAUGUUGUUUCUGGCCCCUUUUCUCCAAUGCGACGUGGAUCAGCCAAUAACAUCUACGUUAUUCCCGCACCAGACAAACUCACUUUUGACACUAUUACGCUUCUCUCGGCCGCUUGCUGCAUCCCAGCUAUACUUUCACUUGUGUCUAUGUGGAACAAGAUUCGUGAGACGAAUUGGAACAAUCGUUUCGGUCGGAAAGAAGAGCCAAUCGACGCGCCGAUUGAGGGCACUAACAAUGCCACCCUUGGUCAAAUGAAAGAGGUCAACAGUUUGAUUAGGUUCUUCCUAAGCGCUAUAGAAGUUCCUGUAUUCGUAGGCGCAGUGGUAACUAUUCUCAUCCUCGGUGAGGGAAACUUUUUCAGUCGCCAAGUUGCAUAUCAGACUGAACCCAUUGCAACUAUUGGUAUGUCCUUAGUAUUAUGAGAUUGUUCAUUGCUAAUGUUGUUCUUGUUCGUAGGUCAAUGGGCACCCAUUGUCGGAACUGCGCUUGCUGUUUUCGGCUCCUUGUACCGUCUCUUCGCAGCAAAUAUGGAAGCCGACGAUGAGAAUGUAAUUUCAAAUGCUCCAAAGCAUCAUGAUUUCCCGAAACGAGGAAUUGGCCUUGGAAUAGGCCCAGGAUCACCAACAUCUAUUGCUCCAAGGGCCAUUGAAAUGAUGCACCAAAGUGUGUCAGAUAGCAGUGCAAGAACUUCUCAUGAGAUAGAACAUCACGAAAUAGCACCAACUACAAGUAGUCGACCUUCACUUGCGCUAGCCAAAUUGUCAUCAGAUGUAGGAAACAGACGAAAAGUAGCCACUGUUCUGACCGCAAUCGGCAACUAUAUUGGUACUGCCGCAGAGUUUCGUCUAGAUGAUUCCGAGUUUAAACAUGGAAAAGCAGUCGACUUCCCAGAAAUUCCUGGAGAAGAUCAACGAAAUGCAAAGCUGCCACAUAUCAGAGAAGCGUACAAUCAUACCCGCGAUGUCGAUGGAAAUAUCACACCUAUGCUUCGUCCUUCCCGAGCACCGAGCAUCAACGGGAGUAUUAUCUCAGGACUUGACAUUGAGGCUAGCACGGGGACUGGCGAACCCGCGUCACCUCGAUCGCCUGCAUCACAUUUUUCCGCUUCCCCUGCAAAUGGUGAUCGUCCAAGACUUCGCCGGGAUACCCUUGAAGUUCCUCCGCAGGUUCAUCACAGUCUUACACGAUACGAUACAUCCAGAUCUGAGAGCCAGGUUUCUCCAGUAAUUGUAGUCUCAUCUGAGACUACAGAUGUACCUUCUCUCGUACAUCCACCCACCCCUCCAAAGCCCCCCGCGCCACCUUGAUCUUCAACUAGAAAUUAAACAAAAUCACAAAUACGAUUUCACCGCUUUCCAAGCAAGUCUUUCCCUUGCUGCUGAUGACUUCAGAGAAUCCACAUCGCAAGAUUAUAGCAUAAGGUUCACGUUCGUCAAAUACGGGACUUCACGGAGAGUGAGCUGUAUAGAAGUUCUCCGCUCUUCAACUACUUCUUGCACGGUUCUAAUGAAAGAAAUGAUGUGCAAAGUGGUAAAAAAAAAUCAUCCAAGCAUAAUCACACGAAUGACGACUACUGGAACCAAGCCACUAUUUAAGCAACGACGGAAGAAGCUUUGCGAGUGAAUAUACUCGGUGUAGAAGAAAGGAACUGCGAUUCCGAACGAUUAAGAGGAGAAUUUUGGGGUAGUAGCGAAUCCUAGGAACUUUCACCCAGCGAGGCAGUUUUGAUAACAACAUUACUUAAAUACUAGGUACCUAGUUGAGAAUGGAAAUCUCAGUCACUCCAGAAGUUUGGUGAAGGUCAGAAUGCUUUGAUCCGUUAUCAAUACAUAUAUACAUCAUUGAUUUGUGGCAGAUUGCUUUUUUCUGAUAUUAGAAUAUUUAGAAGGAAUUGAAAUUCAAUCAGCUCGAAACCUU
Molecule: messenger RNA, 3176 nt
Organism: Sclerotinia trifoliorum
Lineage: Eukaryota; Fungi; Ascomycota; Leotiomycetes; Helotiales; Sclerotiniaceae
Source: the annotation of a GenBank genome assembly